GGUUGUGUUUGUGUGUUGAGCGGAACGAUCUAGUUCCGACGCUGAAUUUAGUGGAUUGUGAACAGUUUACAUCUGGAUCAUACUCAUAACAAGCUUAUUCCACAGGUUUUGUUUUUUCUCAGCACGAUUUUGUGAAAUUUAAUUGUGUGUAUCAGUGAGUUUCCGGUUUGGGAGUUCGCCUUUGUUCAUCUGUAUUAUUUUUGUGGACAAGUGUUUUCUGUUUAUUGAGUUGUGAUUCCUAAUGGUGGUCCUUGAAGGUGGAGGCAUGUUGACUACCGGAAGCAAUCAAUAUCUGCAGCCGGACUACCUUUCCCCGCUUCCUACUACGCUGGAUGCGAAGAAGAGCCCGUUAGCCUUGCUCGCGCAGACUUGUAGCCAGAUCGGAGCCGAUACCCCGAACACCAAGCCACUGAUUCCUCCGCUGGAGAAGCCGAAGAAGCCAACGGCAGUGAGCGACAACUCUGCCGUGACUCCGCCGACCGGUGCCGGCCACAAGGCCGACAAAACCCCGGUGGCUCGCACCAGCCCGGCCGAGCCCGCGCGAGGGGCCGGUGGCUUAGCGUUCAAGCCGUACGAGACCAACGUUCUCUGUAAGAAGUCCGAAGACAAUCGUCCUCCGUCUAAAGCUGGAAGUGUCCACAAUUCAGAAAGUGGGGAAGAAAAGAGAUCGAAUUCAGGCUCGCGUGCUCCGAGUCGUAAGUCUGCCUCGCCGCCCACCAACAGUGGUGCAACACCAGGUCCUGGCGAUGCUGGCAAAACCUCAGUGCCGCCUGCAACCCCUGGCUCUACUGAACGCGGAAGGUCCGUGUCGCCUGCUGCUGGCCGCAACGAAGGAGCUAGCCCGAUAAUUAGAUCUGGUCUAGAAAUUCUUCAAGGACAUCCAAGUGAUAUACCUCUUGGGACCUACAAUUCUGGUGGCCUCGGACCACUUGGUUCUCUGCGUUCUGGGUGCCCUCCAGGUCUAGAAGCCACCAACCCAGCCUUCCGACCACCAUUUGCCGGAGUUCCGUUCUCUCACCACCACGCGGCAAUGCUGGCAGCUGGCUACCCGCCGACGGCGCCCGGCCCGUACGUCCACUACGCCCGAGUGAAGACGGCUUCUGGAGGCGAGGCACUUGUGCCUGUGUGCAAGGACCCCUAUUGCACAGGGUGCCAAUACAACACCCACCAACAACUGCUGCUCGGUGGAUCCUCUGCGACACCCUGCCCCAGUGGGUGCACCCAGUGCGAGCACCAAAAAUACAGCUUGGCGGCCGCAGCAGCAGCGCUGUCAGGUCUCAUGCCGCCUGGGCCUGGGCCUGUGCCAGCGCCAGCCCCUCCCCCGCUGGCAUACUCGCACCAGCUUGGCCGGCCAUACGUUUGCAAUUGGUUUGCCGGCGGCAACUACUGUGGGAAGAGGUUCAACGCGCCCGAUGAGCUCCUGCAGCACUUGAGGACGCACCCUAGUCUCGCCGUAGACACCCCUUCGGCCACCAUGUCUUUCCUCAACCACAAUACGUUGGUGUCGUCGUCGGGCAUCUUGCACCGUACCGCCGGAUAUCCGAAUUCGCCUCUGACGCCACUGUGUGCGACCAGGCACCACCCUUACUCUAAACCCGGGCUCCCAGCCUCCUUGGCAGCCUCCCCUUACAGCGCGUUCAAUCCUACGGCCCUAGGCCCGUACUACAACCCGUACUCUGUCUAUGGUCAACGAAUAGGUGCUGCAGCCGUCCAUCCGUGAGCACCAGACGAAGUACACCCAGUUCUUUUUCCAUUUUCUUUUUCGAAACCACGGCGCAGAAGAAAACGCUGCGAAAGUAGCCUAUUUUUAAUUAUAUAUGAGAUAAAUGUCACGUUAAGUUUAUUAAAUCUUAACAUUGAAGUGAAUGAAGCUUUAUUAUUAUUUCAUUUCAUCUAUAAUUUAUUACGACUCGUUGAAAUGUGUACGCUGUAUCUAAUGACAUGUGAUUGGACAGACAUUGUUUAUUGCCGGACUACAACCUUGUCCAUAAAUGAUGCUGUGAUAUUUCUUGGUUUAAUAUAUCGUGUUGGUAGUGUGACCUGGUUGAAAGAUUUAUUAUAAAUUAUUUAAAUAUAACUGAAGGCCCUCCAACACACGCAGAACAAACGAAAGAAUUGCACCUGUGAAGUGAGUGGAGUAUAAAGUUUCAGGUACUUCUCAUUGAGCUCUCUGAUUGUACUUUUUGUCUGGAAUGUUUGCAUUUUUUAUUUUUAAAGUGGAUUAUCUAUA
This is a messenger RNA of Zootermopsis nevadensis, 2230 nucleotides long. It is a transcript of the gene noc, whose product is annotated as zinc finger protein no ocelli. Gene Ontology annotation, cellular component: nucleus. The record is from RefSeq and is a predicted model, not a curated record. Lineage: Eukaryota; Metazoa; Arthropoda; Insecta; Blattodea; Termopsidae. Gene Ontology annotation, biological process: negative regulation of DNA-templated transcription.